Cicer arietinum (chickpea) is the source of this 2420-nucleotide messenger RNA. Its product is annotated as transmembrane E3 ubiquitin-protein ligase FLY2. The record is from RefSeq and is a predicted model, not a curated record. Gene Ontology annotation, biological process: proteasome-mediated ubiquitin-dependent protein catabolic process. Gene Ontology annotation, molecular function: ubiquitin protein ligase activity; zinc ion binding. Gene Ontology annotation, cellular component: endomembrane system. Lineage: Eukaryota; Viridiplantae; Streptophyta; Magnoliopsida; Fabales; Fabaceae.
AACCAACACAGUUAGACCCAACCUCGUCAACCACUACUCCUAGCGUUCCAAACAAAACCCCAAAACAUUUCUUUGUUUUUCUUCUUUCUGCUCAUAAAAAAAAUACAAUCUUUUUCUUUACCAUAAUUAUCAAUUAUUAUUUUUAAUUACUACAAGGUUGGUUUCAUUUAGUGCAAAACCUUGCUGGUGAAGCGAAUUUUGAUUUUUUUUUAAGUCGUUGGAAUUUCACUGUCUUUCUAUCUGAUCAAAUCAAACUCUGUGUGACUCGUUGUUGUGACUCAGCGAUUCGCCCGUUUGACUCCUUUUGAAGCAACCCUUUUGCUAUUUCCCUGUGAUGAUGGGUUUUCAAUUUUUCUGUUGGGUUCACUGCAAUCAUCAGCUGCUUGAAUUCGGAACUGGGUUGUUGACAUAACAUUCUUUUGAGACAUGGUUUGUUUGGGGUUUGAUAUGGUUGAGGUUGAUGCUCAAAGGUUGGAGCUUUGGUUUGUUAAGAGGAAGGGAGAUGGAGUUUUGUUGAGGAUUGUGUUUGGGUGGUUGGUGUUUAUGUUGUUUCUUAGUCCUGUGGUUGGUCUCAGACCCUUAAGGGAUAAAACUGGUUCAUGGGGUGAUGAGUGGAUUUUUUCCGGAAAAGACGAAAGCGACUUAGGUCCAUUUUCACAGUGGAACAUAACUGGAACUUACAGAGGGACUUGGAAGUUUUUAGAAACUACAAAUGGCUCUUAUAGAUUUCCAGACAUUCGAAAAGUAAAUGGAAACUCUGUAAUUGAAUUAGUUAGUACGCCCACAAAGAUAACUGGUGUACAUUAUGUGCAGGGAGUAGUUAUAUUCCAUGAUGUGUUUGACAACGAAUACAAUGUUGGCGGCGCUCAAAUCAAAAUAGAAGGUGUAUAUAUAUGGCCUUUUAGACAACUUCGAAUGGUUGCCAACAGCGGAAAAGAGGGAGGGUUGAAUCAGGAUGGAGAUUAUAUGUUAUCAAAUCCAUAUCAUCUGCUUGGAGUUUUCUCUUCUCAAGUAUUCCAAGAUUCUUCACGACAUACGAUGUGGAGAAGAAAGCAUUCUCCAUUGCAUGGCAUGGACAAAAAUUGUAAUGUUGAAAUUUCAGCACGGGUUUCACGCUUGUCAUCGUCAAAACAUGAAGGGGAGCACGACUCUUUUCAGCUGGAAGGCUUAAUGGAAAGUCCGUCCGUGGAUGAUGACGGAGAUUGCUUCUCGCCGUUACAGUUAAAUGCAACAUCUAUUAAUAUCGGAGUAUACUACAAUAAAGCAGUGAACUAUACCUUGAUGGUUACUUUUGUCUCAUUCUUGCAAGUUCUUCUGUUGAUUCGACAAAUGGAGCAUAGCAACACCCAAUCUGGGGCUGCUAAGGUUUCAAUAAUAAUGAUUGGCCAGCAAGCUAUAGUGGAUGCUUAUCUUUGCCUUGUGCAUCUGACAGCCGGAAUUCUAGUUGAGUCCUUGUUCAAUGCUUUUGCAACUGCAGCAUUCUUCAAGUUUGUAGUUUUCUCAAUAUUCGAGAUGAGAUAUCUCCUCGCCAUUUGGAAGGCGAGUCGGCCUUUGAGUAAUGGCGAAGGUUGGGAGAUAAUGAGGCGCGAGCUUUCAGUUUUAUACAGCCGUUUCUAUGGGAUCCUGUUAGGGGGAAUUCUAUUCAUGUAUGAAUUCCAUAAUUAUAUGAGACCUAUUCUUCUUCUUGUAUACUCCUUUUGGAUACCUCAGAUAAUAACAAAUGUUGUUCGCGAUUCACGCAAACCAUUGCAUCCUCAUUAUAUAUUAGGUGUAACCGUUACUCGGCUAGCUAUCCCGUUAUAUGUUUUUGGUUGUCCUAACAACUUCUUGCGCAUAGAACCGGAUCAGAGCUGGUGCGUUUGUUUGGUUUUAUUUAUUGGAUUCCAAGCCGUAAUUCUCCUCCUUCAGCAUUAUCUCGGCUCCCGUUGGUUCAUUCCUCAUCAGAUUCUACCUGAGAAAUACAGCUAUUAUAGAAGAUCUUCUCAGGAUAUAAAUCAUGCAACAGACUGUGUUAUUUGCAUGACAGCCAUCGAUAUCACGCCGCGAUCAAAUGAUUGCAUGGUGACGCCUUGUGAUCAUUUUUUCCACACCGGCUGUUUACAAAGAUGGAUGGAUAUAAAGAUGGAGUGCCCGACAUGCCGGCGUCCGCUCCCACCUGCAUGAAUAGAUUUCCGCAAUGUUCAUAUCAAUAGGAUCAACUGACACUGUCCAACUCAUAUAAUUUCGGUUGGGAUAGAAUCCAUAUUGGGUAUAAUUGAGGUUCAGUAAAAGGCUGAAACAUACUUCAGAUAAUUGUAUCAAUGCAACAUUUGUUUGUAACUGGUUAAUAGUGUUUUUUUUUUUUAGUGGUUGUUUCUAUAAUAAUGUUGUAUAUUAGAAAUUUCAUAAGAUAAUAUUUUGAAUUCCUCCAUUCGCUUUCA